This is a messenger RNA of Clupea harengus (Atlantic herring), 2829 nucleotides long. RefSeq names its product shisa family member 6a (gene shisa6a). Gene Ontology annotation, cellular component: dendritic spine membrane; postsynaptic membrane; AMPA glutamate receptor complex. NCBI's taxonomy places the organism in Eukaryota, Metazoa, Chordata, Actinopteri, Clupeiformes, Clupeidae. The record is from RefSeq and is a predicted model, not a curated record. Gene Ontology annotation, biological process: regulation of AMPA receptor activity; regulation of short-term neuronal synaptic plasticity.
ACAUAACUUUGAUUGUCGUGUAUUCAUUUGAUUUGAAUCUAUAAACUGGUGAUUAAGCACUUUGAUAUGCUAUUCAUUGUAGUGAGAUUUUAUUUUCAUUUGUCAAAAGUGGUGAGGGCGAAACUGGUGAUCGCAAAAAGUGUGUACGUCCCCAGCGUAAAUGACGCCUAUGCAGAUCAGUAUGUUCAUUAUAAUUUUGCAGUAGUAGUACAUUUCAACAUCUGCCGCACUGGGGAAACGAAUAAUCAGUUUGAUAGCCUCCCAUAUCAGACAUGAUUCUGUUGCUGUGGGCAUGCGAAUUUAGGUCCUUAGUGUCUGGCGAUGAAAAGGGGGCCUUGCCUGCCUCUGCAGCUACUGAAAAGUCCACUGACACAGAGUGCAGCCUGAAGCUAUGACCACUGGGAGAGAGAGGUUUGUAAUUAACUCAGGUACCUGGUGAAUUCUUGUGACGUAGUCGCUGCUGAAGUGCAGGGGGAGAGUGCGCGAUGGAGGCGGGUCGGAGAGAGGUCUCUCUUCGCGCUCUGAGGUUCUUUGAGUCAGUAGUUGCGCCGGAGCACCCCAGGGUCGGACACCGCGCAGAGGUGGAAAGUUACACCGCUCAAGAUAUAAGAAUCGAUGUGUAUACAUCAUCUUCUGAACCUUUACCUCAGUGUCUGUAGAGGAAGACUUGUUUUCAUGUGCCCGGUUAACACUCCCCAUUGUCCAAAAGCCUUAAGCUGUCACUCUCUUGCUCCUCCGUUAACCCCGCCAGUGACCAACAAAACCCGAGUUGGAAAGAUGCACAAGGCAUGACACAGAAGUGGUGGACAAAAGAGUCGUCUAGCCCUCUGCCUGAGCAUGGCACUCUUAACGCCGGACAAUAGGAGUAGGGCAUCGGACAUGUACCCCUGUAGGCAGUUGUGUGGCUCGGCCAGCUUUGUGAGACACGGGUCCCCUUUAGUUUGAAGAACUGGAAGUACGGUGAAAGUGGACAAAGAGAUUACACGCUGCCAUAAAGACACACCACCUCAAGUCAUGGGGAUACAACACCUCCUGCUACUUUUGAUAUAUUUGGACCCUUUGAAUGUACUCUGCGCAGCCACGGGCAAGAAGAGUAAAAAUGCUCCAAAGCGGAAGGUAAAAGAAGAGAACAGUACUGUCGCUCCCACCGAGGUGCCACGGAAGGUGACACAGCUCCAGACGCCUGUGGUGGUCGGUGAUCAUGACAUCUGCCUGGGCUACUUCGACGUUAGCGGACAGUACGAUAAAGAAUUCGAGUGCAACAACACAGAUCAUAGGUACUGCUGCGGAAGUUGUUACCUGCGGUUUUGUUGUAACGAAAAAGCAAAGCGCUUAAAUCAGAAAAUAUGCAGAAACUACGUGACUCCAGACUGGAUGAUCAAAACUCCGUCUCCCUCACCCACGCCUACAGGAGACACAUACGACCCUGAACUAGAUCGAACAAACACUACUGUCUAUGUCACAUGUGGCGUGAUAGCUUUGAUAAUCGCAAUAGGAGUUUCUGUAAAAAUCGCAUAUGACAAAGUUAUAAAUCCCCCUCAGGAAAUGAACGUCCACAGAGCGCUUGCGGACAUCAUGAGGCAGCAAGGCACUGCUCCGAUCCCCCAGUAUGAACAUGAAAGCAUUGCACCGAUCGACAACUCUCCGCAGGAGAACACGCCUGUGCGGACAUUAAAGAAUCACUACACCCCGGUCCAUGCCAAACCCAACCAUGGCCACUAUGGGAAAGAAGCCUUCCUCCGCAGUGCCAGCCAAGAUCCCCACAGCUAUCUCUCCUCUGGGUUUGUGACGCUUGGACGAGGGCAUCUCAAAGCCCAGCAUUCAGUUGACGAGUUAGGGAUGUCCUGGAGGGAUAGUCUGGAUGUGCCCAUGUCCUACAAUAAUCACCAACAUGACUACGGGAGCCAUCUAGAUCUCACAGCCCACACUCCUAAAAUGGCCCACAGAAUCGAGCGAUACGAGAAGCCGCGGAAGAACAACAUCCUGACCUCCCAGACGGAGCCAUACGACCUGUCCUUCUCCCGCUCCUUCCAGAACCUCACCCAUCUGCCCCCCUCCUACGAGCUGGCCAUCAAGUCUGACUUAACCGACGAUGUGGAUGAGUACUACAGCCGGAAGCGCAGUCACAUGCCCGAUGUGGCUCCGCGGGGGGGUCUGCACACGCAUAUGGUGAAGCUGAGCGGCGAGGGGCCCGGCCAGGGUGGCCAGCAGCAGCAGCAGCAGCCCAGGCAGAAGCCGCGGCGCGUGCAGAGGGCCAUGUCCCAGGACCACGUGCUCUCUCCGGCCCGGGCACCACUCCGCCAGGAGUACAGCCUCGCCCCGUACAGUGGCGGUGGGGGCGGCGGCGGUGGGGGGGGCGGAGGCAGGCCCCUCUCGCCGUACCACGGUCGCAUGCCUUCACAGGAGCAGCUGCUGUCGGCCGACCGACUGCACUCCCAGGACCCCCUGCUGUCGCCGGACAAGAUGCUCUCGUUGCGACGCUCCAACUUCCGCGAGAAGGGCGCCAUGUCGCGGGCGCUCUCGCACGCGGACAUGUUAAUGCCCACCACGCCCGUCAUGGACCGCCACUACAAGAUGACUAAGAUGCACUCGCAUCCCAGUGCCUCCAACAGCGACCACCAACACAACUUGUUGACCGUCAACCCCAGCACCAACAAGCGGCAGGCCUUCGCCUCGCGGCGCACCCACACCGUCGACCACCUCCAGUACAUCCCAGGCCAUCACCACCCAGGCCAUCACCACAACGACCAUCACCACAACGACCAUCACCACAACAACCAUCACCACGACGACUAUCGCACGGCCAGCAAGACCGAAGUAACUGUUUAA